This is a messenger RNA of Strongyloides ratti, 1554 nucleotides long. RefSeq names its product Lipid-binding serum glycoprotein, C-terminal domain and Lipid-binding serum glycoprotein, N-terminal domain and Bactericidal permeability-increasing protein, alpha/beta domain-containing protein. The record is from RefSeq and is a predicted model, not a curated record. The transcript has 3 exons. Gene Ontology annotation, molecular function: lipid binding. NCBI's taxonomy places the organism in Eukaryota, Metazoa, Nematoda, Chromadorea, Rhabditida, Strongyloididae. Bases 1 to 1554 code for a protein of 517 amino acids.
AUGCCAACAGGUUUAGCAUACUUAAGAGAAGUUGGAAUGAAAGUAGUUAAUGAUGAAAUACUUCAAUUAGCUAUUCCUACAAUAACAGAACAAAUAGAUCAAGGUCAAGUAUCUAUUUCAAAUACAUAUAUUGCAAAGUAUUGGGCUCCAACUGAUUAUAGUUUAGAUUUAAGUGGUCCUGAUUCAUUUACAUGGACAUUAUCUAAAAUGCAUAUUAGAGCUGUUGGAGAAUUUGAAGCUAGACUAAAUUCACCACUUUUAAUACCAACAGUACCAUUAAAAGGUGAAUUUGAAACAUUAUUAGGUCAUAUUAGUUUAUCAAUAUCAGUUAGAUUAUUUAGAAGUCCUUAUGGUUCUCCUCAAGUACAAUCUACUAAAUGUGCAUCACAAGUUGGAUAUGUUGAUUUAAAUGUUAGAAAUACUGGUGUAAUAACAGAUUUUUUUAUAAAUUCAUUUAAAGGAUUUUUAAUAUCACAUUUUAAACCAACAGUUGAACAAAGAAUGUGUCAAAUGAUUGAAAAAGUUAUUAAUAUUGAUAUGAAUUCAAUUUUAUCAACAAUGCCUUUAAAAGUAAGAAUUAAUGAAAAUGAUUUAGAUAUAAUUGGUCAAACAUUUGAUAAAACAAGAAAACCAUUUCAAAAAUUAAGAUUAAAUUCACAUUCAUUAAAAAAUGGAUCGUUAAUAAAUUUUAUAAAUGAUUUACGUGAUAAAAAUCUUGUUCUUGAUUAUUCGAUAAUGAGAAAUCCAUUUAUUAAUCAUGGUACAAUAACAAUGGUUGGAAAAGGUGAAAUAUCAUAUAAAGGUAUGGGUGGAACACCAUUUUAUCCUCCAAAUAUAGAAAUACCUCAACCACAUGGUGUACAUAUGCUUGAAUUUUAUGGAACUGAUUUUGUGGCUAAUUCAAUGUUAUAUCAUGCCUAUCGUCAAAAAUAUAUGGAUAUGAUUGUUGGACCUGAGUCAAACUUAAAAUUAAAAGAAAUAUUAUUAACAACAUGUAAAUCAGGAUUUUGUAUAGGAGAAUUUCUAGGUGAUCUUUCAACACAAUAUCCAGGACGUGAAAUUGAAAUUAAAUUUACUGCAAGAAAGGCUCCAAUUCUUGUAUUUGUAUCAAAUCGUGCCCGAUUCCGUUUACAUGGACGUAUGAAUAUGUACCUUCGACCUAAUAAUACAACACAAAUGAAAACUUUAAUUAUACGGUCAGAUACAACAAUGACAGCAAAUGUAUAUUUACAAAUAAUUAAAUCAAAAAUAACAGGAAAUGCAACAAUUGAAAAUUUAGAUUUUAAACUUAUUGAAUCAAAAAUUAGUAAUGUUGAUCAAUCAGUUUUUCAAGAUUUAGGUUUAUUUGGAGCUGAAUUUGUUGAAAAAUUAAUAUCAGAAAUCCUUGAAAUGGGAAUGCUUAUGCCUACAAUGAAGGGUAUUGUCUUAAAAAGUCCCAAACUUUCAAUUCAUGAUAGGUAUGUUAAAGUACAAACUUAUUUCAAAUUAGAUGAACAUUAUGCAGGAAGUUUAAUACAAGGAGCUGUUAAACAAAGUUUAAGAAAUGUUGGUUAA